This is a messenger RNA of Glossina fuscipes, 1484 nucleotides long. It is a transcript of the gene Orc5, whose product is annotated as origin recognition complex subunit 5. Gene Ontology annotation, molecular function: DNA replication origin binding. The record is from RefSeq and is a predicted model, not a curated record. Gene Ontology annotation, cellular component: nucleus; nuclear origin of replication recognition complex. Gene Ontology annotation, biological process: DNA replication initiation; DNA replication. Lineage: Eukaryota; Metazoa; Arthropoda; Insecta; Diptera; Glossinidae. The coding region runs from base 82 to 1461 and encodes 459 amino acids. The transcript is spliced from 3 exons.
UUUCCGCCAAUCGAGCAUAAGUUGUUUUUGUGGUAUACGAAAUUCUUUCGGAACCAAAUAAAUUAAACACGAAAAAAGAAAAUGUCUACCGACAUUAGAAAAGUUUUAAGUGAACUGUAUCCGUGCCGUAGCGAUUUUAUAGGAAAAUUAUGUGAUUUACUUUUGGAAAGUUUACCUCAUGUAUUGUACGUAUAUGGUCAUUCUGGAACUGGAAAAACUGUUAUUCUUAGAGACCUCUUACGCCUGAUGGGGAAAAAUACCAACUUUAAAACUUCUUAUGUUAAUUGUAUUGAGUGCUACUCGACAAAAGUAUUAUUGGAAAACAUACUGAAUGAUCUUUGCAGUAUCGAAGGAGUUAACAUAAAUUGCGAGAAUGUGAACCAAUUUACAGAGUUUCUCAAAUGCUUUUAUACAAAACCAACACACACCAGUCUUAUAAUGGUUCUAGAUCAAGCGGAACGCUUAAGGGAUAUGGAUGGGAAUGUUUUGCCCUCUUUAAUGCGCUUGCAAGAACUAACAGGUCUAAACGUUUGUGCUGUGUUGGUAGGCCAAAUCUCGUUUGAGAAGUAUUAUGUCGCCAAUGGGCUACCCGAGUUAGUAACAUUAAACUGCGGUCAAUACACAAAAUGCGAAAUUCUUCACAUAUUAAGUAACCAUUUUGAUGCAGCAAGAAACAACUUAAAGGACUAUAUUAUCCAGCACCAGCUAGAUAAAAAUGAUAUGCAAGAAAAAUUACAUAUAGUAGAGAAUAUUACUAUAGAAUUUUUUAAUAAUUACUUAAACAUAUUUUUAUAUGUUUUUCACAAAGCUUGUCGUGAUUUACCAGAAUUGAAGAAUACUGCUGAUGUAUGCUUUAUAUCAUAUAUGAAGCCUGUGCUUAGUAGAGAAGUGGAUAUUAUGGAUGCACAGAAGCUCUGGCGGAGUAUAACCCCCACCCUUCGUACUGCUCUCACACAAAUUUAUAUGCGUUAUGAUAAUCCCUACGAAUUAAAAUGUUCGUCUGACAAUGAGAUACAAAAAAUCGCUCGGUCCUUUGAAUUGCCUUUUUAUGGGAAGUAUUUGCUAAUUGCGGCGUUUUUAGCUAGCCACAAUUCUGCCAACGCAGAUAAGCGUUUAUUUGUAAAACAUCACGGAAAGAAACGCAAACGAUUGCAAGACGUUAAUGCUAAAGCUAAAGUUUUCGAGAAAACAUCUGCUGCUAUUGGCCCUAAAACAUUCACUAUUGACCGCUUGCUAGCAAUAUUUUAUGCUAUACUCGACGAGAAGGUUGGUCUUACUUGUAAUUUGCUUUCUCAGAUAUCCACGCUGGUGCAACUCAAACUUUUGAGUUUUGUUAGCAAUGAAAAUAAUAUAAUGGAUGGAUCAGCUCGAUUGCAAUGUACUGUGGGCCUUGAAUUCGUAGUCUUUAUAGGCAAUGUUGUAGGAUUUAAUAUACGUCAAUAUUUAUGCGACUUUAUGUGAAAAUUCCAAAUAAAUAUGUUUUA